Messenger RNA from Anopheles coustani, 981 nucleotides. RefSeq names its product probable transcriptional regulatory protein Teth514_1449. The transcript has 4 exons. Gene Ontology annotation, cellular component: mitochondrion. The record is from RefSeq and is a predicted model, not a curated record. The coding region runs from base 78 to 905 and encodes 275 amino acids. NCBI's taxonomy places the organism in Eukaryota, Metazoa, Arthropoda, Insecta, Diptera, Culicidae.
GCGAUGCUUGCGGUUUAGUUCUAGAUUUAUGUAACUGCCCGGCAACAAAUUAUCCUUUUAGUUAAGAAGCGUACAGUAUGCUAUCCACCGUGGGGCGUCUGGCUAGGAUCGCAAAGUCGUGCGGCACUACUUUCUCUACAGUCCGGCAUGUACACCGUGCGGAAACUCUCUGUGCCGGUCAUUCAAAAUGGCAAAACAUUCGGCAUAUCAAAGCAUUGAACGACGGACGAAAGGCAGUGCUAUUCAUCAAAUUGGCUCGGCAAAUUCGUCUGGCCGUACAAGCUGGCGGAGCAAAUCCUGGAGUCAAUAAUGUGCUCCGAGCAGCGAUCGACGAGGCGCUGAAGAAAAACAUGCCCAAUGCAACCAUACAAGGCAUCCUGAAGAAAUGCUCGACACAGUCGGUGGAGCUGAAAAAGUACACACUAGAGAUAAAGGCACUUGAUCAGGUCAAUGUUAUCUGCGUCCUGUACACGGAUCGUUUCGCCCAGCUGAAGAUGGACAUGGCUACCAUAUUAAGGAAGAAUUUUGCACUGUUCUUUAACACUAUGCAUGCCUUCGACGAGAAAGGAUUUGUUGAAGCAGUCCCACCGGAGGAGAUUAAAGUGGAUGAUUUAGUAUCGGUUUGCACGGACCAUGCGAUUGAAAUGGGUGCUGAAGAUAUCGAAAUAAUGGACGAUCAGACUCGUCUGAUAAGGUUUCUCUGUGAACCAAGAGAUUUGGAUAAAGUGAAAAAAGAACUGGAAAAGUUAAACUAUUCCAUUGAACAUAGUGAGCACGCGUUCUUUCCCAAAGCAACAAUCAAACUAAACCCGGAGGCAAUGGAGGCUUACGAAAAGUUGAAAGAAAAGCUCAAAGCGAUGGACGGAGUGGAGGACAUUUACGAUAAUGUCGAAGUGAGCGGGUAAUUGUGCAAAAUACAGAAUGGCCAACGUGUAUGUAAUUCACUGAAACAUGCCUUUAUUGAAAGAAUGACUUUUAGUG